GGUUGAGCCACAACCGUCCAAUCAGAGCUCGGGAAAAAAAUCGACCAAUCGCGUUAGCGGAUGCUGCAACGUGUUUCCUUCAUCUCGUUGCCGGUUACACGUGUCUGGUACAGAGGUGUAGCUGUUCUAGAAAAGUCAGCAUUAGGACCUCUCAGUAACAGUACAAUAGCACAGCCUGUGUGUGUGUGUGUGUGUGUGAGAGAGAGAGAAAGAGAGAGAGAGAGAGAGAGAGAGAGGCCACAACAUGGAGUCGUCUUCUCUCUGCUCUGUCUUGGCAAAAACUUCACGGCAACAUAAAGUCAAGAAGAAAAGCAACUGUGUAAUGAAAUGCCAGAAAAUUCGACAAGAGCUCAAAAGAAAGAGUGAGGUGUUGGAGCAUGGGUCCUCAUGGGGAGGAAAAAGGAUCAAAACCCAUUGUAAUACAAGUGAGUCCGAAUGUACAGGUUCACUGAGCGACACCUGGGAAGUGGACAGUGGUUUCUCAUCAGAGUUCAGUCCUCCCGCCAGCGGCCGGAGUUCUCCCUGUGUUUGGGUUCAGCCCUCCAUGCUGCUAUCCAUGGACUGUGAGAUGGUGGGGACAGGCCCGAAUGGACAGUUUAGUGAACUUGCCCGCUGUAGUUUGAUAAAUUACUCUGGAACAGUGGUCUAUGACAAGUAUGUCCUCCCCCUUCGGCCUGUCACAGACUACCGGACACGGUGGAGUGGCAUUAAAGAGGAGCACUUGAGAAAGGCUUUGCCCUAUGAAGAAGCAAGAAAUGAGAUUUUGCAGAUCAUUAAAGGAAAGAUAAUAAUUGGUCACUCCUUGUGUCAUGACUUUGCGGUCUUGGGAAUCAGCAUACCAGAUCACAUGGUUCGAGACACUUCUUCAUCGCAUCUGUUGCAACAGCUGUAUGGUCCUACUAGCGGACGCAUGUCUCUUAAGAAACUGGCAAGAAGUCUUCUCAACAGAAAAAUACAGGUUGGCAACACUGGUCAUUGCUCUGUGGAAGAUGCUCUUGCUGCUCUAGACCUCUACAAGCUGGUGGAAGAGGAGUGGGAAAAAAUUUUCCAGCCUCAAUUCCAAAAUUCAGAUUCAGCCACUGAAACGUUUUCUCUGGAGCACUACAUGCAGGACGAAUACUGGCCCGAUAGUUUACCAGAAUGAGAAAACGUACAGCAUAAAAACUUGGACUGUAAUCUUACUGAACUUGUAUAAGUCCACCGUGUGGGCUGUUGGCAGAAUUUCUUGUUGUGAAUUUUUAGGAGACCUCGGGUAUGUGCAAGUGAUAGCCAGCUUCACUACAAACUAUUUUAUAGAAAUUAAACUGUUUAAUGGCCAUUCGAGGUAUUCUACCAUUUGAAUGGUCCAAAACAAACAGUUUUUGUGCAUCUUCAUAGUUGUCUUUGUUCUCACACACAAGAACCUUUAGAUUGGUAUAAUGCACUUGAUAUUACUGGAGACAGCAAUAGCUACGUUUGCCUUUGUAAUGACAAAUGCUCUUAUUAUUACCUCUAAACUGCCUUGUGCAGACUGAUACUUGUUCUUAAAUGAAGUCACAGGAUUCUUAGGACAUUGUUUAACUCACAAAAUUGGUAAGAAUAGCUGUGAGUAACUCCAAUGUGGCUCAGUAUAUGCAUAUUUAUAUAACUUGUAUAUAAAUUAUAUACAGUAGAUCUUGUUCACAGUAGUCUUGUUUACUGUGCAUAAUCACUGUGACA
Clarias gariepinus (North African catfish) is the source of this 1698-nucleotide messenger RNA. It is a transcript of the gene isg20, whose product is annotated as interferon stimulated exonuclease gene. Gene Ontology annotation, molecular function: exonuclease activity; nucleic acid binding. The record is from RefSeq and is a predicted model, not a curated record. NCBI's taxonomy places the organism in Eukaryota, Metazoa, Chordata, Actinopteri, Siluriformes, Clariidae. The transcript is spliced from 4 exons. The coding region runs from base 245 to 1144 and encodes 299 amino acids. Gene Ontology annotation, cellular component: nucleus.